UAGGAAGCCGGAAGCAGCCGCGGCUCCAGCUCGGGAGACAUGGCGGGCAUUAAAGGUGAAAAAUCAGAUUUAAAGAGGCUCAGCUUCAACCUAAGGUCACACAAUCUGUUCAUGGCAGAGAAGGUUUGAACCCGUGUUGCUCUUGUGUUAUUAUCCUUCAGCGGAGCUAUUGGACUGACUUUUCUUAUGCUGGGAUGUGCCUUAGAGGAUUAUGGGUGUACUUCCCUGAAGUAAGAUGACUUGUAAAAAAUUCUAUGUGGCUUUGUUACAUUGGGAAUUUAUUUAUGUGAUAACGGCGUUUAACUUGGCAUAUCCAAUUACUCCCUGGAGAUUUAAAUUGUUUUGCAUGCCACCAAAUACAACAUAUGACUUCCUCUUGCCUGCUGGAAUCUCAAAGAAUACUUCAAAUUUGAAUGGACAUUAUGAGGCAGUUGUCGAAGCUAAAUUUAAUUCAAGUGGUACCUACUUUUCUAACUUAUCAUUCAAAACAACUUUCCCUUGUUGCUUUUGGAGUGAACAAGAUAAAAACUGCUCUGUACAUGCAGACAACAUUGACGAGAAGGCAUUUGUUUCAACAGUAAAUUCUUUAGUUUUUCAACAAAUAGGGGCAAACUGGAACAUACAGUGCUGGAUGAAAGAGGACUUGAAAUUAUUCAUCUGUUACAUGGAAUCAUUAUUUAAGAAUUCUGUCAAGAAUUAUGACCUUAAGGUCCAUCUUUUAUAUGUUCUGCCUGAAGUGUUAGAAGAGUCACCUCUGGUCCCCCAGAAAGGCAGUUUUCAGCUUGUUCAGUGCAACUGCAGUGUUCGUGAAUGUUGUGAAUGUCAUGUGCCUGUGCCAAAAGCCAAACUCAACUAUACUCUUUUUAUAUAUUUGAAAAUCACAUAUGGUGGAGUAGUUUUUCAGUCACCUCUAAUGUCCGUUCAGCCCAUAAAUAUUGUGAAGCCUGAUCCACCGUUAGGUUUGCAUAUGGAAAUCACAGACAGUGGUAAUUUGAAGGUUUCAUGGUCCAGCCCAACUUUGGUACCAUUUCAACUUCAAUAUCAAGUGAAAUAUUCAGAGAAUUCUACAACAAGUAUGAGAAAAACCGAUGAAAUUGUCUCAGCUACAUCUCUGCUACUAGACAGUGUGCUUCCUGGGUCUUCAUAUGAGGUUCAGGUGAGGGGCAAGAGACUGGAUGGCCCAGGAAUCUGGAGUGACUGGAGCACCCCUCUUAUUUUUACCACACAAGAUGUCAUAUACUAUCCACCUAAAAUUCUGACAAGCGUUGGGUCCAACAUUUCUUUUCACUGCAUCUACAAAAAUGAAAACAAAAUUGUUUCCUCAAAAAAGAUUGUUUGGUGGAUGAAUUUAGCUGAGAAGAUUCCUGAAAGCCAGUAUAAUGUUAUAGAUGACCAUGUUAGCAAAGUUACUUUUCCCAAUUUGAAUGCAACCAAACCUCGAGGGAAGUUCACCUAUGAUGCAGUGUACUGCUGCAAUGAGUAUGAGUGCCACCAUCGCUAUGCUGAAUUAUAUGUGAUUGAUGUCAAUAUCAAUAUAUCAUGUGAAACUGAUGGCUACUUAACUAAAAUGACUUGCAGAUGGUCAACCAAUGCAAUCCAAUCACUUGUGGGAAGUACUUUGCAGUUGAGAUAUCAUAGGAGCAGACUUUACUGUUCUGAUGUUCCAUCUAUUCAUGCCAUAUCCGAACCCAAAGAUUGCCAUUUGCAGAGAGAUGGUUUUUAUGAAUGCAUAUUUCACCCAAUCUUUCUAUUAUCUGGCUACACAAUGUGGAUUAGGAUCAAUCACUCUUUGGGUUCACUUGAUUCUAUCCCCACAUGUGUCGUUCCUGAUUCUGUGGUGAAACCACUGCCUCCAUCUAGAGUCAAAGCAGAAUUUACUGUAAAACUUGGAUUAUUGAAAAUAUCUUGGGAAAAGCCACUUUUUCCAGAGAAUAAUCUUCAGUUCCAGAUUCGUUAUGGUUUAAGUAGAAACGAAGUACAAUGGAAGAUGUAUGAGGUGUAUGAUGCCAAAUCAAAAUCUGCCAGCCUCCCCGUGCCAGACCUGUGUGCAGUCUAUGCUGCUCAGGUGCGCUGUAAGAGGCUGGAUGGACUGGGAUAUUGGAGUAAUUGGAGUAUUCCAGCUUACACAGUUGUCAUGGAUAUAAAUGUUCCUGUCAGAGGACCUGAAGUUUGGAGAAUAAUUGAUGAAGACACCACUAAAAAAGAGAGAAAUGUCACUUUACUUUGGAAGCCCCUGAUGAAAAAUGACUCAUUGUGCAGUGUGAGAAGAUACAUGGUAAAACAUCAUACUUCCCGAAAUGGAACAUGGUCAGAAGAUGUAGGAAAUCACACUAAAUUCACUUUCCUGUGGACAGAGCAAGCACAUACUGUUACAGUUCUGGCCGUCAAUUCAAUUGGUGCCUCUUUUGCAAACUUUAAUUUAACAUUCUCAUGGCCUAUGAGCAAAGUAAAUAUUGUGCAGUCACUCAGUGCUUAUCCUUUAAACAGCAGUUGUGUGAUUCUUUCCUGGACGUUAUCACCCAGUGAUUACAAUCUGAUGUAUUUUAUUCUUGAGUGGAAAAUUCUUAAUGAAGACAAUGAAAUUAAAUGGCUUAGAAUCCCUUCCUCUGUUAAGAAGUAUUAUGUCCAUGAUUAUUUUAUUCCCAUUGAGAAGUAUCAGUUCAGUCUUCACCCAAUAUUUAUGGAAGGAGUGGGGAAACCGAAGAUAAUCAAUAGUUUUGCCCGAGAUGAUAUUGGAAAACACCAGAAUGAUGCAGGUCUAUAUAUAAUUGUGCCAAUAAUUAUUUCCUCCUCAAUCUUGUUGCUUGGAACAUUGUUAAUGUCACAUCAAAGAAUGAAAAAGCUGUUUUGGGAAGAUGUUCCAAACCCCAAGAAUUGUUCCUGGGCACAAGGACUUAAUUUUCAGAAGCCAGAAACAUUUGAGCAUCUUUUUAUCAAGCAUACAGAAUCAGUGACAUUUGGCCCUCUUCUUUUGGAGCCUGAAACCAUUUCAGAAGAUAUCAGUGUUGAUACAUCAUGGAAAAAUAAAGAUGAGAAGGUGCCAACAGCUAUGGUCUCUCUACUUUUCACAACUCCAGAUCUUGAAAAAAGUUCUAUUUGUAUUAAUGACGAAUGCAAUAGUGCUAACUUCUCUGAGGCUGAGAGCACCAAGGUAACCUGUGAGAAUGAAAGCAGGAGACAAUCCUCUGUUAAAUAUGCCACCCUGCUCAGCAACUCUAAAUCAGGUGAAACUGAUGAAGAGCAAGGGCUUAUAAAUAGCUCAGUGAGCAAAUGCUUCUCUGACAAAAAUUUUCUAUCAAAGGAUUCUUUCUCAAAUAGCUCAUGGGAGUUAGAAACACAGGCACUUUUUAUGUUAUCAGAUCAGCAUUCCAAUAUAAUUUCACCACACCUUACAUUCUCAGAAGAAUUGGAUAAACUUUUGAAACUUGAGGGAAAUUUUCUUGAAGAAAAUAAUGAUGAAAAAACUGUCUAUUAUUUAGGGGUCACCUCAAUCAAAAAAAGAGAAAGUGCUGUGUUUUUGACUGAUGAAUCAAGGGUGUUAUGCCCAUUUCCCACCCACUGUUUAUUUACUGACCUCAGAAUCCUCCAGGACAGUUGCUCACACCUUGUAGAAAAUAACUUCAAUGUAGGAACCUCUGGUCAAAAGACUUUUAUAUCUUACAUGCCUCAGUUUCAGACUUGUUCCACUCAAACUCAGAAGAUAAUGGAAAAUAAGAUGUGUGAUCUAACAGUCUAAUUUUAAUCAAGAAACAGCUCAGAUUAUGUUAUAAUGAGUCAUAAAAUGUGUAAUAUGUUCCAUUAUAGAUGUGGAUAAGAGAGAGAAAAGAAAAUGGUCUGAGUCAAAUUCGAAAUUUUAAAUUCUAAAAUUAAUGGUUAUCUGUUUGUCUUCACUCAGUAAUAUACACACAAAAAAUGUGAGAAAGCCGUCAUGAGCCUAGCAAUGUAGACUGACUCUUCCAAUGAUUCUAUUAACUAGCGACAGUGGAAAGGUCUCCAGUGACUUGUUUCUAGUUAGAAAUAAGCUUAACAUAUAUCUUUUGUGA
Molecule: messenger RNA, 4043 nt
Organism: Pteropus alecto (black flying fox)
Lineage: Eukaryota; Metazoa; Chordata; Mammalia; Chiroptera; Pteropodidae
Gene: LEPR
Product: leptin receptor
Exons: 21
Coding region: 236-3736 (1166 amino acids)
Biological process (GO): cytokine-mediated signaling pathway
Cellular component (GO): external side of plasma membrane; membrane
Molecular function (GO): cytokine receptor activity; protein binding
Source: RefSeq, a predicted model, not a curated record